AUGCCGAUUGGAAGGAAGCACAAAGUCAAGGGUGUUAAGGAUGGGAAGAAGAUGCAGCCACAGAAGAAGAAUUCGGUAGUAUGGAUCAUGAAGGUGGACAAUGAUUGCUCCAUGGAUUUUGAUUCCUCCACUACCAGUAAGAAGAGAGCCUCUGAUGGUUCCAUGGAUUUGAAUACCAGGCCAACCAAGAAACAAGCACACCAAGGUUCUACUGCGAUUGCUAAAUGUGCAAACUGGAAGACCAAAUUGUCAAGCUUUGCUGGACGAGUCACCUUGGCCAAAGCAACUCUGUCAGCCAUGCUAGUUUAUCCAAUGGGUGUUUUCAAAUUCCCAGCAUCUACAUUAAGGAAAGCUGAUAAUAUUAUAGGCCAGUUUAUAUGGAAAGGGGAUCAACAAGCUAAGGGUAUUCAAUGGAGAACAUGGAAAAAGAUCACAAAGUCUCAGUUCCAUGGAGGUCUAGCUGGUGAGAAUAAGAGGAGUGGCAGCAGCAUCAAUGACGUUCCUACAGCACAAAAGCAUUUACCCAAUUCCAAUUCUUCGCCGCCGGAGCAGAGUAGACGCAUGAUGAUUAAUAAUUCCCGUGAUGGAAAUCCGGGAUCUUUUUCAGGAACCAGUGAGCGAGAAACUCCGAAAAAGGGGAAGCAAAAAGCUAAUCAGGUGGCCUCUGUAAAACCGCCGGAAACACACGGAUAUGGACUUAGUUCAAAGUCUAAGAAACCAGAAAAGACUCUUGUUAAUUCACGGCCUAUUCCGGCGAGUUCUUCCAAAACCGAUAAGAAAAUACCCAAGGCUGGAGUUACAAUUUCUGGGCCAUCAACGAGUUCUUCCAAAAUUGACAAGGGAAAAGACGAGGUUUCUUCCAAAAUUGAUACCGGAAAAGCCAAGGUUGGGGAAGCAAUUUCUGGGUCUUCAACAAAAAAUUCCGAUUCAGAUACAUGCAAAGCCAAGGUUGGAGAAAGGACUUCCGGGUCUUCAACGAAAAGUACCAAUUUAGAUACCGGAGAAAUUGAUAUCGGCAAAGCCAAGGUUGGAGAAAGGAUUUCCGGGUCUUCAACCAAAAGUACGAAUUUAGGUACAGAAAAAAUUGAUACCGGCAAAGCCAAUGUUGGAAAAAUAACCUCCGGGUCUUCAACAAAAGGUACCAAUUUAGAGAAACGAAAUGGCAAAUUAGAAGCUGAUUCGGUGGCCCCAACCGAAAAAAGAGCAGGACAAGAGCAAUACUCUUAUGCUGAAAUCAUUGAUAAGGGAAAAGCUAAAGUCGGCGUAACAAUUUCGGAGCCUCAGAAGAAGAUCACCACAGCAACACAGAAGGGAAAUGGCCAAAAUGCUAAAGGAGUUACUAUUUCGGAGCCUAAGAUGAAAACAAAUCCUGGAUUGCAAGAACAAGGUAAAGGAAAGAAAGUUGAAACUACUAGUGAACAAACUCGAGCUGCAAAAGGCAAUGAUUAUGAUGACCCUCAACCUGUCUACCAUAUCACAUGGGAUGGUUCGGACGACGAAAGUGAAUCAUUACCAGGGGAGACCUGCUCACUUUGCCAAAAGAAUUUAUCUUCCACGAUUCGUAAACCUAGGGGAAGCCAAUUUCUUCAUGAUGAAUAUGAUGACGAAUAUGAUUACUACUUCGAGCAGAUGAAUCUUCCUGAAGUUGGUGUUCUGGGUUGUGGUCAUUUAUUCCAUGCUCAAUGCCUGGAGAGCAUCACACCUGAUGAUCAAUGCGCUAAUCCUCCAUGCAUGAUUAACCUAGUCAAAGCAGACCAAGCCCUAAUAGACAGGGUAUGCGAAAAAACAGGCAAGAACGAGCGUUGCCAUAAUUGUUUCAAACUAGACAAAACUAGCCAAUCUCAAGACGUAAAAGGUCUAGCCAAGAUUUCCAUCAAUACCUGCGCGGCGCGGACGGUGAUUCUUGCCCAGGAAGCCGUUGAAGCUAGAGGGAAUGACUGCAUCGAGCUCAAAGACGUUGUGUGCCUGGAUAAUUGUAAGGAAUGUACCCGGCUGCUCAACGGCGUUUCCGGGCAAUUCAGCGCCGCAGCUGCGAGCGCUGGAAACGGGGAUAGAUUAGCUGCCACCAGGAUAUUGAAUGAUGCACUUGGUAAUGUGGUGGCGAAAUGCUUGAAUCUAGUCGGGGCGGGCAAUGCACCCGACUUGGCCACCCUUCAAGGUUACAUUGAUGUUGCUAUCAAUGUGGUCAAUCAAAUUCCUUGA
Oldenlandia corymbosa var. corymbosa is the source of this 2202-nucleotide messenger RNA. NCBI's taxonomy places the organism in Eukaryota, Viridiplantae, Streptophyta, Magnoliopsida, Gentianales, Rubiaceae. The record is from the annotation of a GenBank genome assembly.